AUGAUGGCCGCGGAUAAAAUUUGCUGUGUUUCAGGAUGUACUAAAAGCCGUACUGUUGCUAAAAGGCCACCCUUAGCUGAAGUAACAAAUAAAAAUAAUACUCUUAAAACAAGCAAUACACAAGAAAUUGCCUCAACAUCAAGUUAUGUGCAAGUGACAACUACUGCUCUAACAUCCAGCUUGAAGGUGACUAAGCCCAAAAGGACUCAAUUUAGUACAAGAAUUCCUGUGUUAAAAAAGAAACUUAAAAGCUUGAAUAUAGCAAAUGAGAAAUAUACAAAAAGAUUGAAAGAAGGCAAUGAAUCUAUCAGUAAAUACUACUUUCUUGAAAGCAAUUUAAAGGAUUACCUCAAUGGCAACAAUUUUUACGAUGCUCCAAUUUCGGGAAUGUGGUAA
Parnassius apollo (apollo) is the source of this 396-nucleotide messenger RNA. The record is from the annotation of a GenBank genome assembly. NCBI's taxonomy places the organism in Eukaryota, Metazoa, Arthropoda, Insecta, Lepidoptera, Papilionidae.